Messenger RNA from Corvus hawaiiensis (hawaiian crow), 11097 nucleotides. RefSeq names its product F-box protein 31 (gene FBXO31). Gene Ontology annotation, molecular function: protein binding. The transcript is spliced from 10 exons. Lineage: Eukaryota; Metazoa; Chordata; Aves; Passeriformes; Corvidae. The record is from RefSeq and is a predicted model, not a curated record. Bases 5035 to 6441 code for a protein of 468 amino acids.
CGCGUGUGCAGGGUGGAGAAGUGGGCACAUUUCGGGUCCCCUGGGCACGGUCCCUUGGUGGUGGCACUUGGCUUGUGGCAAAGGGCAUUGAGUUGAGGUUGUCCCCCAGGGGUAGCUGAAAGGGAGGAGUGAGAUGGCAGCAGGCCGGGGAAGAUGAUGCCUCCAUGCAGCAUGUCCUUGGGGGAAUCCUGAGGAUGGGGGGUUUCGGCAGCGAGGACAGGGAAUGCUCAGCCCCUGCAGCAGGGAAGAAAGGGGGGCCCUUGGGAUUCCUGGAGCCAUGGAGACACGGGGGAUACACCGGGGGCAGGGAGCCUUCUGGGUCCUGUGGUGCACGGAGGAGGCCAGGGACAUUCUUUGGGGAAUCAUAGAGCCAGGUGUGGAGAGGUUCCAGGUUCGUGUGUGCAUUUUCCAGGGCUCAUCUGGUGCAAGGAUGCUGUGCUGCAGUAAUGUGAAGGCCUGGGAGGUGCUUUUUCCUCAGCUGUGCUCUAUGAGGCUGCAGUUCUCCCUCGUUACUCCUCAUCCUCGUCCUCCCACCGUUGUGGCUCUCUGUCCUCUGUUAUUUCAGUCCUGUCCCACCUCCCAAGGUCUGCCUUGCUGUGCUCAUCCUCUUUCCAAAUGCUGCCAUCCUGCCAGGUGCUGUUGCUGCCAGCACAUGAAGUCAUGUGUAUUUCCCUGUUUGCUUUCUGUUUUUAAUACCAGUGAGGGCACAGGGAUGAAAGAUUUGGGUAUGUCAGUGGCAGCCUGCUGUGGGAUCUGUUGGAAUGCCUGAAGCCUUGCAGGAAUGAAUUCGUGCCUCUAUCAGCACUAUCCAAGAACCUUUGGACAACACAAAAACUGCACCUGGAAAAUGUAAACCAAAGCAUUCUGAUUUCAUAGUUCAGCAUUGUCCCAAUAAUUUAACAUUGGUUGUAGGAAUGGCUAAUGAAAUGGUGUUAAUUCCUUCCUUACACUCCUCUAGUGACUUAGAGCCCUCAUGGAUGUUUGUGUGUUUGAUGAAUGGUUUGCAAAACUUGACUGAUUAAUUAUUUUAAUAGGUUAUGAUCCUGGCAAGAUGUGUAUAUAGAAAUAUAUGUCACUUUUUAACUAUAGGCACGGUUGACUUAUAAAAGAGCCACUAAAUUAGGCCUGGUGGGGAAAUGCAUUUAUUUAUCUAAUUCAUGUCUGCUCCUCAGAUUUUCUUUUCAGUAGAUAAAGCAGUGUUCAAAAGCUCAGCUGAAAUUCAAGGAAAUGAAGGAAACAGUGGAAUUUUUAUGGCUAAAACUAACCUGGACAGGAAGGGGAGGUAUCAAGACUACACUUUUGUCUAUGGCCCUUAGCUAACUACCAGGUGAGAGGUGCAUAAACCAAAUUUUGAUGCUUUUUGCAUGUAAUUUCUCCUGCUUCCCAACAUACCCAUUUCAAGGAGUGUCAGAGAGCAGCUUGAUGGCUGCUGGUGUGGCUGAGGAGGCUCCUGUACCAAAGGCUGGUGCCCAAGCCGUGCUGAACAGAUAAGGGGCAGUUCCUGGCCAGCAAACUUCCUACAGUGGUGAAACUGAGCCUGAAUCUUUUAACCAGCCCUGGUUUUCCAAACAGUUCCUCAGCUGGAUUUCUCAGGCUGUUUGUGGUGCUUUGCAUUGCUCUGCUGUGGUAGGAGUGGAACUUUGAGUAGUUGUACACAUGAGGCUAAAAUUAGGCAGUAUUUUAUGGGUAAACAUCAGGUGUUGGUAAAUAAAUACACAUUUAAAACUUAAAAUACUCUGUGCUGUGUUUCUGCACAGCCAUGCACUGGGGGCUGUGUGAUAGUCAAACAUAAAAUGUCAUCACUUUUUGUAAUCUUUGCCAAAACCAAACCAAUUCCCAUCUCUAGUCAGUGCUUAAGUGUGUGUUUGUAUUGCCUGAGUCGUGUGAUGAGGCUGCAUGUCCUAAAAACAGAACAAGAACACAUGUGCCUUGCCGGUUUAUUUGCUCUGAGGCCUCCUGAUGCUCAUGGAAUCACAGAAUAUCUUGAGUUGGAAGGGAUCCAUGAGGAUCAUCCAAAUCCAGCACGAUAUUCCAGAAGUAACUGGGAAACUUCAGCUUGGUGUCAGCUGCAUGUGCAAAACUACUUCUGUUUUUAGGAAUGCACAGCAGUGCAGAGGCAGGAAAGAAUCCUGAAAUUCAUCAGAACAGACAGAAGCUGCUCUGGGAGAAGCUGUUGUUGCAGUGCUUUGUUUUGGCCAUUUUUCCCUUCUCCUUGGACAAGAGCAGCGCUGGAUGUGAGGAGCAGCCUGGCUGUGUCCCAAGUUGGAUGGGGCCCUCGGUCCAUGCAGUGUUGAUGUCUUGCUCUGUCCUGCUCUGGGCCAGCUCAGCUGUAGCUUAGUCUGAAAACAUGCUGUGAUUAUUCCAAGUGUCCAGAGGACUUGUCUGCCUGAAAGUGGAGUGGCUUUUGCUGCUGGUGGAGGACUGGGAGAGCGCUGGGAUGAAGCAGGGGGAAUUGUGUAGCACUGACACGACUGUCAGAGCUGUUGUCCUUUUAUCAUUGCAACUGUUUGGGGUAAACAAUGUCUCUGGAUCGCUUCCUUGGCAAGGAGGGGGUUGCAGUCACUUCCAUGUUUUCUAUAAAUAGGAGAUUGCUGAUCUCUGCAGCAGGAGCAGAAUUAAAGCUCGUGUCACCCUGGCUGGUGGCCUGACCUACCUUGAUUAACACCUUAUAGUCCAUUUUUAAUCUUUAAUUUCUUUUUUCUUAAACCAGAACAGGGCGAGUGCAGCAGGGCACCUGGGAACAGACCAGUAAUGCAGAAUAACCAGCUCUAGAGCUUGGAAGAAAAGGCUUUUGUUUGUGAAAACAGCCUCCAGCAGCUUUUGGGCCUGCUGCAAAAUGUCAGCCAAGGUGCUGAAGUUUCUGACCUUCAGGUUGUAUGGAAAGAGGUGCCUGUGGAGAAGAGUGGGGAAAAAAGGCUGGGAAAUGUGGUUUGUACAGUCAGUGAGGAGACUCUUGGGUGGGGUUCAGCUCUUACAAGACUCCAGGGAAUCCAUGCAGGAGUUUGAUGCACAAAAGCUGCCACAACAGGAGCCAUUUCUUGCAGUGCUGUGUCCUUGUAAAGGUGGAGGUGAUUUUCAUAAGUCACAAGGCUCCAAGCUCCCUUUGUGUGAGGUGAAAGCAUUGUGCAGCGUGUCAGUCUGUGGCUUUUCUUCAUCUCUGAUGACCUUUUCUGGCCUUUAAACUACAACCUGGCAGUGGUUUGCUGUUCCUCACUGCUCAGGCAGGUGCUCAGCACUCUCAGCCACCCUUCAGAGUCUCAGACCUGUCUGCAAGCUGCACAUCUUCUGCUUUAGGGUUUCCACAAAUAUUUGCAUUUGUUGCAGAUCAAAUCUCCCUUUCCUCCAUGGUAACUCCAAGCUUUCCCCUGGGAGAAGUGUUUGGGAGAGGACUGGGUGUGUUUUAAUCUGAUUGCUCAGCCUUUGGAAACAAGAAGCCAGUUCCAAAUUUGUCCACCUGGUAUUUCAGAGGUGCUAACCUGAGAAUCUCCCAUUUUUGUGGUAGCUGGAAUAAUCCAGUGAGUUUUUAUCCUCUCUGUUCUGUGUCCAGCCUUGUGAACAUGCAUUUAUCCAGGGAUAAUUGGAGGAUUUGAUUAACCAGGACACAGUGGAAGUUCAGUAAUGGUGAAGGGGAUCGAGCUCUGCCAGACAUCCUCAUUUCCUCAAAACUGGAUGUGCACACACAGCUUCCAGCAGCUCCCUGGCAUUGCUGUGCUGGGAGAGGCAGCAGAAAAGCAGGAAUUGGGGCUUUGAUGUGAGCACAGGGGUUCUUCCCAACCUGGGGUGGAAGAACCUUGCUUGUUUUUAAACUCCUGCAUGGGCCACGCAGGGUGGGGGUGACAGAGCUUCUUUUGGGGGAGGAACAGGGAAUGUGAGGCUUGGAAGUGGGAGCAGGGCAAGGAAUAAAUGCCACUUGGAGAAGUAUUAGUGCAGCUCAUGCCUAGAUGGAGACUGCUUUUCCAAGUCCUUUAAAUUCCCGUGCAUGUGACCAUGGAAACAGCAGCGUGUCCCUGUGUUUGGGAAAUCAGCACUCCUUAUAAACCCACUCCAGCAGCCUUUCCAGCUGGUCAGUGGGAACUUGGAAAAACCAAUUUCCAUCCUUGCUUUGGGAGCAGGAUUAAGUAGCCAUUUUCUAAGGGUGUGAAUUUCGGUGACUAUUAACUCCUUAAAAUAAAAAUACUUAACUCAGUGAGCUAUUGCACUGAGAUACAUUUCCUUAAAAUAGAUUUAAUUGCACUGAAGUGGAAUUUUCCAGGAAGCUUGAGCUCUUCAGAUCUUUCUUGGAAAGGGAUUUCAGUUCUCUGUAAAGAAAACCUUACCAGUUUUCUUUUUCUCUCAUUAUCUCGAAGCUCUACUUGCUGUUAAUUUAUGUCCCUCUUGCCUUCUGGGUUAAAAAGAGAUGGCCUUUCUUGCUUAUGAUGUUUGGAGGGGUGUUGUUUUUCGGCACUGUGAGCCAAGAGAUUGAUUUUUCCCAUAAAAUGGCCAUCGUGGUGUGAACAGCUGGUUCAGGAGAGCUGCAGUAAUGCACUUGUGGAGCUCAGCCAUCACUGUGGCAUUUUCACUCUCUGUAGUUGUUUGCUGACCAAAACAGGGUAAGAAUUAGUUAUAAAAUGAGUGUUAAAGCACAUUAAGAUGAAAUUAUUUUUUUCCUGGUAAUACUUUCUUAUAGGACUUGGAUAUCUAAUGACAAAUAACGCGUAGCAAUAUACAAAUCCUAAAUUUUUGUGUUAUUUAAAGGAAAUUGUUAUUUGAAUCUUUCCAGGAAAGGUUUUAAUUACAACCACUUUAAUAAUGGUUUGACUUUCAUAAAUUUCACUGCAGGUUAUCAGGAGCUCUUGCAUGAAGCUUUGACAUCAAAUGCCUUCCCACCCUGUUAUUUGGAGGUAGCUGCUGGUGGUGGAUCUCCCAUGGCACUCACUUGAGUGAUUUAUGGAUUAGGGAGAAGGCUUUGGGAAAAAUCAGCCCCUUCUGUGGGAAGAGAGAGUGUCACUCUUGGUGCUGUUAGAGAUUCCAUUUGGGCAGAAUCCUCCCUUUUCCAUGCAGUAUAAAUCCCUUCCCUGCCUGACUUCAACCUGCCUGCAGUGGGAAGGGCUCAUCUCACCCAUCCUGGGGCCAGAGUAUGGAGUGUGUGAAAACCUGAGGAAGCUGGAGAUCACAGGAGUGUCCUGUCGAGAUGUUUACGCCAAACGUAUAAACCCACGGGUGAAGUCGGGGCGUUUUAUGAAAAUCCUGCCCGACUACGAGCACAUGGAGUACAGAGAUGUUUACACCUGCCUGCUGCACCGCUACCGGCACAUCCUGGGAUUGUGGCAGCCGGAUAUCGGGCCCUACGGGGGACUGCUGAACGUGGUGGUAGAUGGUUUGUUCAUCAUUGGCUGGAUGUACCUGCCGCCUCAUGACCCUCACGUGGAUGAUCCCAUGAGAUUCAAACCCCUCUUCAGGAUCCAUCUGAUGGAGAGGAAAUGUGCCACGGUGGAGUGCAUGUAUGGUCACAAGGGACCUCAUAAUGGCCACAUCCAGAUUGUAAAGAAGGACGAGUUCUCCACCAAGUGCAACCAGACGGAUCACCACCGGAUGUCAGGGGGGAGGCAGGAGGAAUUCCGGACGUGGCUGAGGGAGGAGUGGGGUCGGACUCUGGAAGACAUCUUCCAUGAACACAUGCAAGAGCUCAUCCUGAUGAAGUUCAUCUACACCAGCCAAUAUGACAACUGCCUGACGUACCGGCGCAUCUACCUCCCCCCCAGCAGCCCCGACGACCUCAUCCAGCCAGGCCUCUUCAAAGGCACCUACGGCAGCCACGGGCUGGAGAUUGUCAUGCUGAGCUUUCAUGGGAAGAAAGCCAAGGGCACCAAAAUCACUGGAGAUCCCAACAUCCCAGCUGGACAGCAGACUGUGGAGAUAGACCUGGCACAUCCUCUGCGGCUGCCUGACAUCGAGAACCUGCGAGACUUCAGCGAGCUCUCCCGUAUUGUGCUGGAGGUCCAGGAGCAGGUCCGGCGGGAGGAGCAGGAGCGGGAGCAGCGGCAGGAGGAAGAGGAGCAUUCCCAGCAGGCUGCCUCCCAGCCUGCCAGUCCCCUGGGAGGAGAAGGUGCUGAGGGGGAAGAGACUGCAGCUGGGGCAGAGGGGACGACCCAGGACAAGGCACCAGCUUCCCAGCCCUUCGUGCUGCCCAUGGGAGUGAUAUCGAGGAACGAGGAUUAUCCCCGGACCUGCCGGAUCUGUUUUUACGGGACGGGGCUCAUCGCUGGCCACGGCUUCACCAGCCCCGAGCGGACGCCGGGAGUGUUCGUCCUGUUCGACGACGACCGCUUCGGCUUCAUCUGGCUGGAGCUCAAAUCCUUCAGCCUCUACAGCCGCAUCAAGGUCUCCUUCCAGAACGCCCAAGCGCCUUCCCGGGAGGCCUUUGAUGAGAUGCUCAAGAACAUUCAGUCCCUGGCUACUUGAUGAGUGGUUGGUGAUGGACAGGGCUCGGGGUGGCAAAGGCUGCUGCGCUCCCCAGCCGGGGCUGGGCUGGGGAGUCCUCGCUCUUGGUACCUCUGGAUAAAAGCAUGCACUUUGAAUAAAGCCUUUUUACCCCAAAUGUACACACAUCCCAGUUCAGACAUCCAUGACUGCCCUUUUCCUCUGUGCUGCUCCACGCUGCUUCCCAGCAGUCCUUGUUCCCCAGUCUGGGCUUUUUAGAGCUGAAGGGAUCCUGCAGAGGAAGGAACAGACCUUCCUUAGUGCAAAAAAAGAGUAUAUUGGGACAAAACCAACACCUGGUCAGAGCUGGGCAGAGGAACAGGCAGUGACAAAGCACAUCCUCCUCUCCAGAAACUUUUCUGUGGGUGCAGCAUUGCCAGGAGAGGCUGGUGUGAUAGCUGCGUCCUUGGCUUGGUAAUUGGAGUGUGUGGUUUCCUCUGGAGAAUUCCCUCAGCAAGGGCAGGAUGAGAGUGCUCAGCAUUGUCCUGGUUUCUGGAGCUGGAUGGAUGUGCUGUCCCUGGAGCUGCAGGUCUGGGUGUCUCCCUGAGCACAGAGAUGAUGAUUUCUCCUUGCAGGAGCUGGCUGUGGCACUGGAACUGGGUGUAAACUGCAGAAGCUCUGAUGUGUUCAGACUGGUUUGUACCUGGAAGGUUUUCUCAGAUCUUGUGAAGUGGGUCUGAAAAUGGAAAGGAAGGAGCAAAAAAGAAACCCAGCUGUGAGAUGAGCCCAGCUGGGCAGCAGAAGGUGCCACAUGUCACUGGUCCUGUGUGACCCACAGGUGUCAUUCCUGUUCAGGAUGUCCUUUGGAGUCCAAAGGAGUGACAAGGGAUUGUCCUCCUAUUGUGUGGCUCAUUCUGGCUCCUGGAAUGGUGGGUGCUGCUGGGUGGGUGCUGCUGCCCCACUCACAGGGCCCUUCUCUCCCUUUCUAGUUUCACUUGUUUUAUCCCAGGUGAUUUUGUGGCAGAUCUGAGCUCUGCUGGGAAUUGUGUGCUGCAGGAGAGGAAGCAGAUUCCCUCUAGACUGUGCUGUGCAGGAAAAUGCUGGCCAGUGCUCAUCUCCAGGCUGUGAGCUGUGCUAUAAACCAGCAGCACUAACACAACCCUUUGUUGCAGCUGCUCUCUGGCUGUGAGGACAAACUCCAGGUCCCUUCUCUUCUCCCCUCAUCAGUGUCUAACAAACCCCUGCCUUUACAUCUCUGCAGUUUUAGGUCUUUAAAUGUGUCUGUACCUGUGCUGGGAGGUUUCAGGCCCCUUCUGUGGAGAAGUUUUCAGUCCCUGCCUGGUUCCAGUGCCUGUGAGCAGCUUUUAUUCUCACUCUCACAAGGGCUUUUUUGCCAUUUCUGGCUCAUGAGGUCUCUGAGCUGUGUGAGAACCCAGGUUCCAGCAGGGAUGCUGAGCAGCAGCUCAUGUCACUCACAGGAUUAAUUCCUGUCUCUCUGAACAGAGUUCUCCAAACUUCUGGGAAUUUGAAGGUGAUGUAGGGCACUUUUUGCUGUGUUUCCUGCAGGUUUGUGAGGAGUGGAAAGCCUGCCUCAGUGGUGGGGGUGAGGAGCUGUUAGAGGCUUGGUGAAUAAGCUGUGAAAAGUAGGUUGGCUGUGAGCAGCCUGUAGGGGUUUUCCUGGCAGAGGGAAGAGCCAGUUUGGAUCACACAGGGCUGGGGAGAGAGGGAGUAGUGACUGCUCUCUGUGUCUUGGUGAGUGGGCAGAGAGGUGACCUGGAGCUGAAAUUGGGCAUCUCAGCCUUCUGCUGCAGCUGCUGAGCUCUGUGCACAGCUCGUGCCUGAUUUGCAGACUGAGGUUUCCAGCUUGGUGCAGGUUCCUGGGACAACUGAAGAUGUUCAGAGCUGGGUUAAUGGUUGGACUCGAUCUCAGAGGUCUUUUCCAGCCUGAAUGAUUCUAUGUUUAGGGCUUUAUUUGGUGUCUCAGUGGCCUGUUUAUCUUGGAGUUUGCCAUUAGGCAAUCUCUUGUCUGCCUUGUGUUCUCCCUCACAGCCCAAAGGGAUGGGAGAUGUCCCCUUGGGCAGCUGUUCCCAUUGCAUGUCCCUAAAACCAGCUCUUCUUCAGCUGGAUCCAUAGCUCUGAUUGCAGAUUCCUCCUCCCCACUUCAAUAUCCCCACCAAAAUAAAUCAAAAUCCUGAAAUUUUACAUUACUGACUUGAGAAUUUUUGCUUUUAGCUUUUAAAUUACGAUUCACAUUUUUUAAAUGGAGAUUGAAAUCCAGAUUGCAUUGAUUGCCCUGCAAGUGCUUGGCCUGAGGCUUGAGUUGCUCUCCCAAGUACCGACCUGUCUGUAGCCUCUGUCCUUUGUCACCUGGGCAAGGUGUCACCUGUUUGCUCUUGGCACAGGUUGUGCAUCUGCUCUUCUCCAGGCUUCUUGUCCCUUCUGCCAAGGGUCUCUUGAAGGCCAGACCUGCUUGGCUGGCUGGAGAGAAGGGCUUUGGUGGAAGUUGAUGCCCUGUGGGAAUUUUUCCCAGCUCUGCCUUGCCCCUGUAGUGGCAUCUUUUUAUUUAUAACUUACCUGGCUGGCCUCAAAACGUCAGGAUAAUUCCUGAUUAAAGGGAAAACUGCUGGUACCCCCUGGCUUUGUUCUGUCUGGAGCAAAGGAAAUAGCAAGUUUUGUAUUAAUAUUCCUCCUCUGAUGCCUUUUCUCACCUGCUGCUGCUCCAAGCCUGGCAGGCUUUAGUGGCAUUUCAGAAGAAAAUCCCCUCUGAUUCAGCUGAGGGUGAGGAAAGCUGUGGAGAUGGAUUUGGGAAUGCUGCAGGUGCUCCUGUGCCAGUUCCUUUGUGCCUGGCUCUGUCAGUGCUUCCACAGCAAAGCAGGGUAGCACGGAGUUAAAACUCCCAGCCCUGCAAUCUUUGGGAAAGGGGAGACAGAUUUAGGAGCAGGCAGUUUGGAUCUGAUCCCCCGUGGCCAGGGGGAUGCUCCUGCUUUCCCCAGUCCUGCUUUUCCUCACGGGAAGUGGUGCUGACAGGACAGGGCUUUGCUGUGCUUGCUCGUGUUUGGUACAGGCUGUUCCACCCCCUGCCCAGCACUGCAUACCCCAUGGCUUUCCCAAAUCCCGGUUCUCCAGCCCCCUGGGAUCUUUCUGGGAGCUGUUGACAGGGAUAAUGUGUGCUGGGGCCCUGCAGAUGGUGAUCAAUCUCUGCUGCCGACGUCUCCUCGUCCUGUUGGCUCUGCAGGAAAUCUUGGGGACAAUUGGCUGGAUUUCUUCAUCCCAGAUGGGUGGAAAGUGCUGGCGAGGAUGGAAAACAACUUGUCAGGGGUAGGAAUACUCUUGGCAGGAGCCUUUUGGAUUAAACAAAGCCUUUGCAGGGAGGUUGCAGAGCCCCAAUGGCCACUGCAAGACCUGGGGCUGAAUUUUGGCUCAGGGACAAGAAGUGACUGGUUCAUGUGCUGGGUUUUGCUCCUCCAUCAGAACACAUGGAUUUGGCCAGCUGGAAAAGAGGAACAUCAAAGCUCCAGUUUGUUUGCCUUGGGCCUGAUUUGAGAGCUGUGAACAUGCUGUGCUUAGGCCUGGUGGUUGUGGGAGACUCUUCCCUCCACGGGGAUUUGUCAGGCUGGGUUUUACUAAGGAUGGGGAAAAAGGAUGGAAUUGUUUGUGGAUUCAGGUGUCAGCUUCUCUGUGGAGUGAACAGCAGUGCUGCUGUUGGAGGGCAGCUCCUUAGGAAAUGUGUGCUGGGGAGAAAGGGAAUUCCUGUGCCUGGAGCUGUCAGCUCCCAGGAAAAGCCCAAACUGCAGCUGGCUCAGUGUUUACUUUUCAACAAGGAUGACUUUUUCUUGCUUUUUAUUAAUUUAAACCUAGUGGAACUCGAUGGGAGUGUUGGCUGUUGUGUGGAAAUGGGUUGUUUAGGCUCGACUUGAUAGUUUAGGGAAUGGUAAUGUGUUAACUCUGUCUUGUAGCUGGCUGCUCACGUGGCCAAUAAUCCUCUGUGAUGUUCAGCUGCCAAAGGCUCGUGCUGCCCUUCCCAGUGGAACAGUGAAUUUUUUGGGAUGUGGAGUGGAAGAUAGAGGUACUAAACUGUGAGUGCCACUGACCUUUGGGUGCUUUGUGUGCUGAAUUAAAAUGUGUGAUUCUGGUUUUUUGUUUGGAUUGCAAUCUUUGGAACUUUUGAGGCAAAGAGCACUCUGCUCGACCGUGUUCAUUAGCUUAAUUAAAGCAAUCUGCACUUUUGUUUUGUCAUUGAUUACUCCCCUUUCCCUGUUCCCACGUGUAUUUUGCACUCACCACUUUAACAUGACACUAAUGGAUUGAUCUGGGCAUUUCCUGUAGGUUUUGAGUGUGGAUAAGUCUCGAUAAAGUAUUAAAAGUGAAGGUGAAAGAUAAAUCCCUGCUUUGUACAGAGGGCAGUGGGAGGAAACCACUGGACAUCCACCACCACAGAUAUCCAUGUGGAACAUGAGCAGUUGUAGUUUAAACACCUCAGCUGCCCAGUCUGCUCCCCUGCCCAAGGGCUGGGGCUUUGCCUGUCCUGUUCUUACUGGCUCUGAGAGGAACAGGAUGUAUAAAAUCAGCACCUGGCCUACUUCACCCUGGGUUUUGGAAAGCUGAGCAAGCCCUGUGUGUUACUUUUACACCUGAUCAUUGUUACCCAAGGAGCCUUUUCCAAUUUCAAAUAAUAAAAAGCAAAGUUUUGUGAACUUA